ACAGAUACGACUACGGUUCAACCUGAAGCACAUUUAUUUGGAAUGGUUGGCAGAUUUAUAAGAACCGUCGAAGUUGAAAAACUGGUCAAACUAGGUGGAAAAUGGUUGAACUCAUACAGAUUAACAUACCUACAUAUAUUGCUCAGUUAUUACAAGCAGGAUGCCAUAGAAAAAAUACUUAUUCUAAAUUACUGUUUGAAAAAUGCCACGACCAUGUAUUUAAGUUGUCCCACAGAAAGCUGUUUCAAGAUGAAUGAAUCUCAGAAUGAAUCACAAAAUGUCAGUCCAGAGAUCAACGAUACGCCUCUUUAUGAAUGGAUUAAAAGCGAAGUCAUGGAGAAAAAAUUAGGAGACGAUUUGUUACGUGUUUUGAUGGAUGAUGAUCAAGACGUUCAUCGGUAUAUUGAACCAAACGACAACAAUGUGCCCACAGAAAUGAUUGAAGAUCACAAUAAUCACAUUCCAAAUCAGACUAGUGACCUGUUCAGUACAAUAAAAAAGAGAAAAGCAGAUGGUGAAGCUGUAUCAUCAGAAGAUAAAGAGGCUCCAAGGGCAAAAAAAAGCUAAAUGAUAAUAAUAAAAAGUGAUCGAUUCAUCUUGAAUGAGUGCACAGGCACAAUUUUUUAAAAUAAAAUUUGAGUGAUUAUAAUUUAAAAUGAAUACAUAUUCUUGCA
Planococcus citri (citrus mealybug) is the source of this 674-nucleotide messenger RNA. RefSeq lists its product as uncharacterized. The transcript is spliced from 5 exons. The record is from RefSeq and is a predicted model, not a curated record. NCBI's taxonomy places the organism in Eukaryota, Metazoa, Arthropoda, Insecta, Hemiptera, Pseudococcidae. Bases 43 to 567 code for a protein of 174 amino acids.